Molecule: messenger RNA, 1808 nt
Organism: Lolium perenne
Lineage: Eukaryota; Viridiplantae; Streptophyta; Magnoliopsida; Poales; Poaceae
Product: putative F-box protein At1g19160
Molecular function (GO): protein binding
Source: RefSeq, a predicted model, not a curated record
CAAUUUGAGCAUGGCGCCCCUCGAGAUGCCGCGAGGAAACGAGUCCCGGGCGACCGGGUGGAUCUCCUCCAUCCUACAGGGACCCCGCGAGCCCUAAUUUUCGCCCCCAUUCCCCAACGGGAUCAAUCUAGCUCGCCUCCUGAUUCCUGAAGUCCAGAUCGAUGUCCUUCACCUCGGCGCCUCGCGGAAUGGUUUCCAGAUCGAGCUCGGUUUGAGGCCAGCCACCGUCGCCUCACUCAGCCUCAAACUUCUCCAGGCCGCCGAGGCGACGGAACCCAACAAGCUCUAGAUGCCGCCAUAGCUCGCCGCCGUCGCUCCGCGCGUCCUGUCUCCGAGGUUGGCCGCACUCGACGGAGCACCAUGUCGGACAGGAGACGUGCGACCCAGUUUGAGGACCUGCCUGAGGAGAUCAUCGUCGAUCAGAUACUCAUCCGGUUGCUGUCCAAGGACGUCGGCCGCUACCGUGCUGUCAACACCUCGUGGCACCAUGCCACCUCCACGCCUCAAUUCAUGCUCGAACACCGCCGCCGCCAGCCAUUGCUCCCCAUCAUAGACGGACAACGGAAGCCUUCCAGUUACGCAGUCUACACUGGUGCUGGCGCAUCUGGUCAACAGCUCUGGCCCUUCCUCCCGGGCUCCAAAACCCGUUAUAAUGCCUUAUUCGCUAGUUGUGAUGGCCUCCUCAUCGUCAACUAUGGACCCCGAUUAUACAUCUGCAAUCCUGUCAUCCGCAGGCAUGCUCUCUUACCCCUGCUUGUCUAUGGCCAAGGCUUUGUGAACAUUGUAAUUGGUUUCUACCGGCACCAUCCAACUAAGGAUUACAGGGUGCUCUUGGUCUCACAGAACUAUCCUAAAUACAGCUUACACAACCUCACAGUGGGAUCUGACGAGUCAAGGCAUAUCAAAGUCACAAUGCCAGCAGUCUCGUUGCCUUCUGUUGAACAGAAGUUACUGAAUCGGCUGACAGAUUUGCGCCAUUGUCCGCCACCAGUUCAGCACCGUGGCAACCUGCACUGGUGUCCUUAUGGUGCCCGUGACAUCACGGAAGGUGGCGGAGACAUUAUUGUGUUUGACACAGAAGCUGAGUCAUUCCGGUGGGUGCGCAGUCCCGGCCAGCUGUGCUAUAAUAGGAAGUUGUUCGACAUGAAGGGGACACUUGCUUUUUGGGGCGGCUCGGCUCCCGAUUUCAUCACUAUAAAUGUCUGGGUGAUGCAGGAUUACGAGGCUGAGAUCUGGGCUUUCAAGUGCCGGAUUGACCUGUCAACGGUGGACUCAUCACGGCGACUUUAUACAACUUCUUUGAAAAAGAAAAGGAAAAAGAAAACACCGCUUGAUUCAACGGUGACAUUGUUCAAUGAUAUGGUUGUGCUCAACGACCGUGAGCUGCUGAUCAAGUUCAAUGGAAAACAUGUGCUGCGCUGCGAUAUUGAUGGAAAGUUCUUAGGAAUUGUGAACCUUGGAACAUGUCAAUAUCAGAUUUCGCUUACUCAGCACCGCUUCCAAGAGAGCAUUGUUCCAAUUCCUUAUCAUGGGAUGCAAGAAGAAGAUGAGGAGUCUCCGUUCUACACAGGGCAUGUCUGAAUGUUCAGGACUACUGCUUUGCCUUCGGAUUGAGAGCAUGCCUUUUAUAAUUGAUCUCUUCUUACUUAUUAGUGCUACCACUAGAACAUUUUAUUUUGGAUGGUUGCAAUAGCACAUUCGCUGUCAUCAUAUGGUUCUUUCUUAUUAUCAUGUCUCGAACAUCUUGUUAAUGUUCUGUACUGGGGAGUACAUACUGAUCUAUGAUAUUACAACUUCAUUUCUGUUCC